Molecule: messenger RNA, 2902 nt
Organism: Electrophorus electricus (electric eel)
Lineage: Eukaryota; Metazoa; Chordata; Actinopteri; Gymnotiformes; Gymnotidae
Gene: znf207b
Product: zinc finger protein 207, b
Biological process (GO): mitotic spindle assembly checkpoint signaling; mitotic spindle assembly; attachment of spindle microtubules to kinetochore
Cellular component (GO): nucleus; spindle matrix; kinetochore
Molecular function (GO): microtubule binding
Source: RefSeq, a predicted model, not a curated record
GUACGGCAUUGUGGGUACGGCGCCCGUGCUCGCGCCAUUUUCAGCGGGAGAGGACCUACCUCGCUUGUGGCUUCUGACGACACUUCGGACGCUUUGAGACAGAAAAUGGGACGAAAGAAAAAGAAGCAGAUGAAGCCUUGGUGCUGGUAUUGUAAUAGAGACUUCGACGAUGAGAAGAUUCUUAUCCAACAUCAGAAAGCAAAACAUUUCAAAUGUCACAUAUGUCACAAAAAGCUGUACACGGGACCUGGUUUAGCUAUACAUUGUAUGCAGGUGCACAAAGAAACAAUAGAUGGGGUUCCAAACGCAAUACCGGGCAGAACCGACAUAGAGUUGGAAAUCUAUGGCAUGGAGGGAAUUCCAGAAAAAGAUAUGCAAGAGCGCAGACGAUUGCUUGAACAGAAGUCUCAGGAAAGCCAAAAGAAAAAGCAGAACCAGGAGGACUCGGAUGAUGAUGAUGAUGAUGAAGAUGAACCUGGUCCGUCGCCAUUCCAGCAGGCUGCAGCUCAGCCUCAUGCCGCUUACAUGCCCACUAUGGCCCAGCCAGGAGUGCCCCACAGCCAUGGAGCACCUGGCAUGGCCCCUGCCAACUACUCAGGUAUGCCCCAUAUGAUGCCAGGUGUCCCACCAAUGAUGGCUGGAAUGCCACCAAUGAUGCCAGGCAUGCCACCAGGCAUGAUGCCAAUGGGUGGAAUGUUGGCCCCAGGGCAUGCAAUGCCAGCCAUGAUGCCAGGCAUCCCCCCAGGUAUGCCUCCUCAUGUGGCCAGGCCUGGGAUGCCCCCCGUAGCCCAGCCAGCACCAGUUGCUGUUCCAGUAGUGCCAGCUAGACCAGCUGGGCCCGCAGCCCAGUCCACCGCUACCAAACCCCUCUUCCCCAGUGCUGUACAGGCUCAGCAGACGGUGUCAGGGCCUCCCUCCACCAGCUCUGAGACACCCAAGCCAACGUUCCCAGCCUACACACAGCCUUCGGCCUCCUCCUCCCCCUCUGGCCCUGCUAGUAGCACUGUGGCCAAGCCCCCUGCCACAGUCGCCAGCAAGCCAGCUGCCCUCGCCACCGGCAGUGCUACCAGUAAGUUGAUCCACCCUGAUGAGGAUGUCUCGCUGGAGGAGAGGCGAGCUCAGCUGCCUAGAUAUCAGAGGCUGAUUCCUAGGUCUGGACAGCCUGCUGCUGUGGCUGCAGCAACGCCCUCUAGUGCAGCAGUAGGGGCACUGCCCCCACAGCAGCCUGCCAUUAGACACCCAAUGCACGGUCAGUAUGGGGCACCUCCUCAGGGAAUGCCAGGCUAUAUGCCUGCUUAUGGACAGGUGCCCACGUACCAAGGAGGCCCCCCCGUCCCUCCUAUGGGCAUGAGGCCGCCUGUCAUGUCUCCGGGUAGCCGGUACUGAGCCAGCGCCUACAUCCCGCUAUGCUUGGAGGUGACCCUCUUUCUCAUGUAGCGUGCUCUUUAUUCACACCCCACCCCUACCCCAAAGAAAGGAGAGAGAAAAAACCUUGAGCUGUCUAUCUCCAGAUGAAGAUAACACAAAGGACAACUUGACACGCACUCAGACAUAACAGAUCAGUAUCGGUGUUGAGGCUGGUACAUGUGGCUUUUUUCGUUUUCCUUCUUUGUCUUUUGUUCGGGUUGUAUAAGUACAGUGUUGUAACAGUUUCAUAAUGUUUCAAAGGCAUAACAGUGUCCCCACCAUUACUUUCAGGCAAGUCCCCAGUUAUAACAAUCGCUCUGUUCAUCUGUGAAGCCUUCAUAGCACGGCAGUGUUCUGUUGUACUUCUUGUCCCCAGCGUCUGAUUGGUGAGGGCUUCCCAGUGCGAUGUUCUGUGUUUUUGUGCAUCACUCUUUAAUUCAGGGUUUAAGUUUCAGUAAGAGUAAAUUGGUGUAUGUAUGGUUGGGUUUAAAACUGCUUCAUUUUCUCUCCUCUCAAUUUUGUUUAAUUUUGUGUUUGAGGUUCUGUUUUUCUUUGGUUUCUGAGUGCGCGUGUCUUCUGAACCAUGGAUGCUUCAGGCAGAUUGGUCCUUUGGGUAAAGCCAUAACUAAUAACUAACAUUUUCUAAGAGUAAUACGACCGGUUAUUCAGUUGCUGGUGUUAGUAUGUCUCCCACUGCAGACGCAUUGUUGGUCCCUCGACGUGAAAUGAUUAAAAGUAAGUUUCCACCCCUUACUGCAUAUGACCAAGACACUGUCCUGUAUCCCCUUCAUGUUGCAUGGCACACAGAAUUUUUCAGAUAAGGUUUUAUUUUUGACUUGCUUGUAAGGCUGGGUGAUAUUGUGACCAUAUUGUUAGUGUGUAAUGGCAGGUGCUAUCUUUACCUUAUGCCUCUAAUUUUAAGACCUUCAGAUUAGAGGUUAAUUUGCUUAUGUAUUUAGGUAUUGCUGUAAAACCAAGAAGGAUUAUUUUCAUUCCCACUAUUGUAAAUAACCGAUAUGACGAAUCCAGUUGCAGCUAGUAAAGGUGCGUGCGCGUGCGUGUGUGUGUCUGUGCGUGCGUGUGCGUGCGGUUGUAUACGGUGAUUGUCAUUAUCAGGAUGGCAAUAGUUGGCAUUACCACCCAGCCCUACAUGCCUGUUUUUAAUGUGUGGCGAUGGCUGGUUUUAAAAUGGCUCGAUUGCCUGGGAGACCUGAAGGGCAGGUAAGGUCUUCUGUUUGGAUGCUUUACUGUGUGGUUGGCCUGGCGAGAAGUGAAAUGGAAUUACCCUGUCCUCUUAUCUCUGGUAAUGCAUCUGGGAUAGCACAGUUCCUUAAUUCAUAAGCAAUAUAUAGACAUAUGAUAUUAAAGACAAUAAAAAUUUUCCUUUGUUUAAUAUCCUACACUUUUGUUUUGCAAGAUUUUUUCCAUUGUACGUUUUCAGUGUUGUAAAUGACACAUCAGUGUGAAGAUACUGAAUAAACUGGUUUUGAAGGAG